Messenger RNA from Panonychus citri (citrus red mite), 3435 nucleotides. RefSeq names its product peroxisomal ATPase PEX1-like. NCBI's taxonomy places the organism in Eukaryota, Metazoa, Arthropoda, Arachnida, Trombidiformes, Tetranychidae. The record is from RefSeq and is a predicted model, not a curated record. Gene Ontology annotation, molecular function: ATP binding; ATP hydrolysis activity. Gene Ontology annotation, cellular component: cytosol; peroxisomal membrane. Gene Ontology annotation, biological process: protein import into peroxisome matrix.
AUUAGAGUCUAAUCUCAGCUGUCAAGUUGUUAAACUAAAUUGUUAAAGUCUAAUGAUCAAGUGACAAGCAUCGACUUUUCAUUUUAGUUGAUUGUCCAAGAAUCUCAAAUGGAUGACACACAUUUCUUGCUUGUCAAAUUAAUCGAAAGUCAAAACUGUUUCGUCAAAAUUAACAGGAAACUAUUAUUCAAUCAACCGUUAUGCAUCAUAAAAGUCACAAUUGGUGGUCAAGUUAAUAGACUGAACUAUUUUACUGCGAUUGGCCAUGACGACAAAAGCUCUGAGGUUAUUCAUUUCCCUCAAGCCUUAGGAAAUCAAUUGGGUUUGAUCAACGGUUCAUUGGUAUCAGUGAAAUUCAUCAAAGAAAAAGCCCCCGAAUGUCAUCGUUGCAAUUUAACUCUAAUCGAACCGAAAGGAAUUGGCAUUGACAGCUAUCGAGAUGAAAUGACGAACAAUAUUUUAGACCAAAUUCGUGUUAUUUAUCCUGAUCUAGUUUUUCCUUUUUGGACUUCAUCCAAUGAUGUUUUCUUUUUCAAGGUUACCCAAAUCAACCCAAGUGUCGGGUUUUCGGUGCUAGUAAAGGAUUCUCUCGUUGAGAUUGGCCAUGAUAUCAAUGAGUCUUCAAAAGUGUCGUCAGUUGCGUAUAAAUUUAUGGGCCUAAUUCCUUUCUUCAAUGCACCAAAACACGAAGCGGAAGAUGCUGUCGAUUCGGUAAUAGUUAACUCGAUCCAAUGUAAAAAUAUUGACGAUUCUGUUUUGAAAACAAUCCUCAAUGUUUCAUCUGCUCCUUGCAACUUGGAGGUCAACUCAACUCUCAACACUAUUUGGGUAAAUUCAAGUCAAUUCAACUUAUCAAAAGAUGAAUAUGGAGUUUUAAUUGUGAACAAACUUCUACCUCCAUGCGAAAAAGCCAAAAGAAAUGAACUGAAGAAAAACACCGACAUUUGUAAAAGAAUUGACACCAUCGAUUCAUCUGAAGAGGAUCUAUUUUUAGGUACUUACACUUUGGUCAGAGGUCAUUCCGAAUGUCCCAUGUCCUGUGCCUUUGUGAGUGAUAACUUGAAACAAUUGGACUUAUCUUUCAAUUGUAAAAUUUUCUUCCGUCACAAAUCGAGACAUUUUGUAAAUUCGGACAAUUCAUGUUUAACAAUCCCUACGAAGGAAACAUUUUACGUUUGUCCAAUUAGCGUGCAAACAACUUCAUCUACUGAAUUGAUACGCAACAGUUUGAAGUCUUAUGUCUCAAAACAUAAGAUUUUGAUUCUUUGUCGAGGAUCGUGUAUCGAUAUUGGUGGACAGAAUUUCAUUGUUGCCUGUGACCCAGAAGAUUCCUGUUCACCGAUCAAUGAAAAACUUUUAGAAAAAAUCGAUAUUCGCGUGAAAAGUACCAGUUUCAGCAGAAUAUCAACGAGUUGGGGUAAACGGGUGCCGUUGAUGAAACUACCUGAACUCAACGAUAAGGAAAUGCAAAGUGACCAACUUACCGUUUAUCUUCCUUAUCCUUUCAUACCCUGGAUGGAAAAAGAAUUAGCCUCAGCUGUUGAAUUUUUAGAUCGUAUUUUGAUUCCCGAUGGCUCGAUUAAAGAGAACACUUCGUUCGCUAGAAACGUUUUAUUGGUCCACGGACCAAAAGGAAGCGGCAAAACUUGUUUUCUAAAACAUGUAAUGGAACUCACUUCGAAAAAAUAUCCCUGUGUUUUCAUCAAGACAAUUCAAUGUGGUUCAUGGAAAACAAUCUCAUCACUGAAGAAACAAUGGAUUACUCAAAUCGCUGAAUGUAUUUAUUCUCAACCCUCGGUCCUCAUAUUCGAAGGGCUUGAUCUAGUCGCACCUCAUAUUUCGAGGGUGGAAGAGGUUCCAGGAGUUGAUACCAUUGCGUCUAUUCGAGCCUCGUGUAUAUUUUCUUCUAUUAUCAAAUCAUUUGACGAGCUCAAUAUAAGGUUUGGCCAGAGAAUCGCAAUCGUUGCAACGUGUACAUCCCAAUCGUCUCUAAAUCAGAUUCUCUUACCAAUCAGAGGAAGGAGCAUUUUCUCAGAAUCAAUUUCAUUGGAGAAUCCUAAUUCGGACAGAAAACGAAUUAUCCAAAGCUUUCUAAAUCAUCAUGUCAAUCUAAUUAGCAGUUAUUCUUGGCUCGAUCAAAUUUCUUACCGUUGUGAAGGAUAUUUAAUUGCUGAUUUAUUAAAUUUAGUGGAUUCAGCGAUUCACAAUAAAGUCACUCUAAAUCAGUCUGAUGAGAUUGGACUGGAAAAUUUCGAGCAUGCAUUGCAACUCUUUCGUCCAACAAUGAUGACCGAUAUAAGAAUUGAAAAAAGCACUGGAAUAUCAUUCAGGGAUAUCGGUGGGUUAACGAAGGUCAAAAAUUUAUUACGAAAUACUCUUCUUCUGCCUCUUAAAUAUCCAACAUUAUUCAGUAAAUGUCCAAUUCGUCCACCACGAAACAUACUUCUUUACGGAGCUCCAGGAACGGGGAAGAGUUUGAUUGCCGAGGCGCUAGCCAGUGAAAGUAGAGUUAAUUUGAUAAAAAUUCGUGGACCUGAAUUGCUGUCAAAAUACAUUGGAAGAAGAGAAUCCAUCAGAGAAUUAUUUGAACGAGCAGCAAUUGCGAAACCAUGUAUCAUUUUCUUUGACGAAUUCGAGUCUUUGGCUCCGCGUCGAGGACAAGAUUCAACUGGUGUUACAGAUCGAGUUGUAAAUCAAUUAUUAGCACAAAUGGAUGGAGUUGAAGUGAUUGAACAAGGUGUUUAUGCUAUUGCCGCGACUUCAAGACCCGACCUUCUUGACCCAGCGCUCUUACGUCCUGGUAGAUUCGAUAAAUAUAUUUGCUGUGAUUUCCCUUCAACUGCUGAUCGUUUGGAUAUUUGGAAAGUUCUAGGAAAAGAUCUAAGCUUUCAUGAGAGCUUCAAUCAUGAGAUUAUCGGCGAAUUGACUGAGAACUUCACUGGCGCUGAUAUAAGAGCCUUACUUAUAAACUCACAGUACGAAGCAAUCGAAGAGCAUGAAACAAAAUGUAUUCCAAAUCUACCCAAUGGAGUAAUGAAGAUAACAAUCAAUGAAGAUCAUGUUUUAUCUGCAACAACUAAAACAAAGCCUUGCAUUGACUCUGGAAAACGAGCCGAAUAUCGUUACAUUUACAACAAAUUUGCUGGAAUCGAAACAGUUUCUCUGCCUAUGCACCAAAGAGCAACUUUAGCCUGAUGUUGAAUCCAAUUUGCAACUUGACGACAUUUGCUCUAAAUUAUCAAUCAAUUUUUCAAGACUCUGUCCUAUUUCUGCAGCCGAAUAAUCAAUUGAUUUACCGUGAUUCAAAUGAUGGUUAAUAACAAAGUUCGUUUAAUAAUUGUAUCGAAAGGUUAAUAAAAAAUUUGAACAAUUUACAGUCAAUUGAAGAUGGUUAAAAGUGAAAGUUAAUAAAGGUAAUUAGUGUAAAAAAUUUAA